Molecule: messenger RNA, 3540 nt
Organism: Sebastes umbrosus (honeycomb rockfish)
Lineage: Eukaryota; Metazoa; Chordata; Actinopteri; Perciformes; Sebastidae
Product: integumentary mucin A.1-like
Exons: 5
Coding region: 252-1343 (363 amino acids)
Source: RefSeq, a predicted model, not a curated record
GAGAGAGAGAGAGACUCACUCUCACUCCUCCUUCAGUCCCUCCAGCCACGCACACACUGGCAGAGCAGAGCUGCUGUCUGUCUGUCUGUCUGCAGAGGCUUGUUGUACAGUAGCUGCUGCCUUCCUGCCUUCCUGCCUUCCUGCCUGCUUGGAUUAUAAACUGCUCCCUUAAACUCUCAGAUCGGACGGUGAAAGAGACAGAAAGCAGAGUCCUGUUCUUCUUCUCUCAGUGUAGGACAGAGAGGACAGAGAUGAUGGAGACCAAACUGUGGAUUGCUCUUGUUGCUCUGCUGCUGGUUAACCUGGGAUCUACUACUGGACCUGAUGAUGCACACCCUGCUGCCUCCUCUGCUUCAGAAAGUACUCCUGGUGGUGAGGCGGCUCCUGAGGCUCCGACUCUGCCUGGUUCUAGUCUGGACCCCAUCGCUCCUGUUACUACUGCACCGUCACUGAACGGCUCUGACACAAACACAAGUUCAGGAAGAACCAGCACUUUGAGUACCAGCACAGCUAAAGAAGAGGAAACCAUCCCUGUGACACCCGAACCAAAGAACGAUAAUGCUACCACUACCGCCCUCCCCUCAGAGCCUGCCGUUCCUGAAAACAGUGGAAACCCUUCAAAUCAGUCACAGCCUUCAGUUCCUCCAUCUGGGAGCCACGCCCCCACCUCUCACGCCCCCCCUACCACCACCAUCCCCACCACCAUCCCCACCACCCCCACCACCGGCCCCCCACACUCAGCUCACACCACCACUGACACAACGAUCACCACGCCACCCACAAGCACGCCACAUCAUGCUGCACCUCCUGACACCGUUACGCCACCAAAGUCACCCGCUCACAACGAAACACACUCAUCCACUUCUGUCCCAACACCUGAGCCAACAACGCCCGAAUCUACUACCACUAUUACCACCACCACUACUACUACUACCAUCAUCAUCGCCCAGUCCAGUUCAACAUCCAGCACCAGCUCCUCUCAACAGCCCCCCAAUCCUGAGUCGACGACGCUCUCAUCUCCACAAAGCACUACAAAUUCCUCCAGCAAAGCCCACCUGACGACCACCAUCAACCCGCCGAGCAGCUCCACCGCCAAACUCCACGUUGACACCCCCUCCCAGCUCAACGUUGGGGAUGACAUGACGAUGGUCCAUGAUGCGCCCACUUUAGACCCCCUCCUGGCUGGCCUGGUGUCAGCCUUCAUCAUCACCGCGGUCAUCAUCACUCUGCUCCUCUUCCUCAAACUGCGCCGGAGAGACAACCGACCAGAGUUCCGCCGGCUGCAGGACCUCCCUAUGGACGAUAUGAUGGAGGACACACCCCUGUCCAUGUACAGCUACUGAUGGAGGCACGACUGAAACACUUUGGCACCCAAAUACUCUCCCUUGAAUCCAGGCUCAUGCUGCAGCGGCUGUCGAACCCGGCCUUUUCUUCCUUAAUCUGCACCAAACACAGAGAAUCCUGGGUAGGUGUGAGCAAACUUAUCUAGAUAGCUUACACGCAGGAAAAGACGUGAUUGAAGCUGCAAUGGACAAUGAAGAUAUCGCCCAUGUUGGGGUCCUUUUGGUCUAUUUUAGUGCCUGUAAUACAAAUUAGACCCACGCCUCUGUUGAAUACUGUAUGCUUAAUAUUUUUCAGCCCAUGUUUUGGGGUGUGGGAGUUGUAUAAUAUAAUUUGAUUUCCCUAGCGUUGAAAAGGGUAGGUAUAAAUCAGGAGGCAACAUCAUUGGUUGUCUAGUCAAACCUGGACACAGAUUCAGCCUGUCCUGCCAGACUCUUAGUUGAGGGCACUGGUUUAAUUUCCCUGUUAGUGUUAGAAAGUCUGGCCGAAAAAAGUCUGGCUGAGAGGAAAGAAAUGAACGUAACAAAUGGCCUGAUUAUAGUGUUAAAAAAAAAAGUUGCACUUUACUUUUUCAGGAGUGGGAAAAAAUGGACAAAUAUGUUUGUGUGUGUGAGGAAAAUUGCUUGUAAGUGCAGGCAUAGCAGAGUGUGUGUUUGUUUGUAGGCGUAUGAGUCUGUUAAAGGUGUGUGUGUGGAUUUUUGAAGGCAUGAUGGGAUAUUUAAGUGUUUUCUCUUUUUAUUUUCGGUUUCUGUGUUGAAGGUCCUGCUGCCUUUUGGCCUGAUUUUGAUAUUUGUGUUUGUUUUUUUGUUGUUUCUUUCCUGGAACCUUGUGUCCAGGAGAGAGUGCCUUACACAGUAUAGGAACAGCUCUUUAUUGUAUAUUUAUAUUCAAACCAACUAACUUCCAGAUUUACCAGUCAUUCCCAGUGCUUUGUUUGAUUCCCAUUUAAACGCACGCACACACACUCCGGUCCGGGUAGCUGCUCCGACUUGCCUGUGUUUGAACACGUAGCCUUGAGCGUGUUCACCAUGAGGCGCUCAUUCAUACGAUGACAGUUGCAGACAGAAAUUGGCCCAGUGGCCUUUUUCCACACAAUGUUGGCAUUGUCCUGUGCGUUGUAAAUACUACUGAUGAUUGCAUCAUGCAAAGACAACUUUAUGAAAGUCUUCAUCUUAGUUGCUGCUUUAGCGUUCACCAGUCACAUGUUGUUACACGGACAAGUGUAAGCAAGGCAAGUUCACAAAUAUUCCAUUGAUAAUACUGUAUCUGCUCGGCAAAUGUGCAGGAAAAUGUGAGUGGAAAUGAGACACGUACAGGAAGACGGAACAACCCACGUCGAUAGAAAUCAGUUGGAGCGAAUACUUGAGUUCACUAUUCAAAUCUUGUGCCAUGAAUAACUACAGAUGUGUGACAAAAUAAAGGGGACAUAUCAUGAAAAAACUAUUUUUUUCAGUGCUUGUGCACAAACAGAGUGCCUACCAACCCUGAACAAACUGUUCUUUGUGGGCUGCCUAGAUCAGAAAACAUGUGAUUCAACAAGCCAUUCAGAUUCGGUUCCCCUUCCUAUGUCACGUGCAGCCUCAUUAGAACAGUGGUUCCCAACCUAUUAUCUUAUCUCGUAUCUAAGAAAAAUAAACUUUCUUUAAUGAAUAUAACUUGUCAGUGCCUCUCUCUGCAUACGGCGGGCGGGAGAGCAGUGAAAAUGUUGUUUUUGAAAGGCUAAACGCCAAAAAAUAUGGAUUGAAACAGAUUAUUUAGUUGGAUAAAAAACGUCAUUAUCCAACAUGGCUACACGCACUGCACUGGAGCUCAUACUUGCUGAGGCUAUUAAAAUCGACGAAGGCGACGCCGGAGGAGAUGGUCUGUUCGUCCUUUACAUGCACAGAGAUCUCUCGAUGAGGAAUUGAACCGUGUUGUGAGGUCGAUGCGUGAAAUCGAUGAGGAAAUGCACUUCAGCUUCUUCCGUAUGCCCGCUACCUGUUUUGAUGAGCUGCUGCAUCGCAUCAAACCAUACAUUCAACACAAAAGUAAUUCUACUAAUAAUAUUAGUGGAGCCUGAUCUUUAUCUGCGACUGUGCAGAAAAAGUUAAACACAAUGUGGCCUACUAAGUUGUAAAAAAAAAAAAUGUUUGUAGAGAUUAUUCAGUAAGUAUGUUAGUAUGAUUUUAGUUGUACAUGUGCAAAUCUAAUUUUGACAAC